UAUUCUGAGAGUAUUAAUAAUAUCUAAAAGUACCUUGAUUGACUCAAAGUUCUUGCUGUCGCCGGAUUUUUUUCUUUCCAAGGAAAAAAUUCCUCAAAUUCACAGUUCGCAGAUUUUCUUUUCACAAGAUGUCCGAAGAAGAUUCCUUCAUAGUACUGGGUUCGACUCCAACCCCAUCGAUGGAGAAUUACCUAAUGGAAGAUGGUUAUGAUAGGAAACCAACAUCGCUGACGCCGUCACAGAGAAACAUAAUGGAAACCUCCUCCACCCAAAUUGAUUCCAAUAAUUUUAGCUUGAUCCAAGCGGAUGAGUCAUUAAAGUCGAGUGCUGCUACGCAGAAGUUUGAUGUAAAAUCCUUAUCACCACCACAAUCGGUUAAUUCAGUAGCUAUGAACGGUUGUACAAACAAUUCCUUAGCUGCCAGUGUUAUUAUGGGUGAAACCAAAUCUAGUCUUCUUCAGGCUUUUCCAAGCCUGAUGAGCUCAUCGGUAACCAUUAAUGAAAUACAAACAUUGCGACACUUGAUAAAUGAGCAUGGACAAAUGAAGGACAGCUUGCAGAAGGCGAAUGUAGCAAUGAGGAAGAAUUUUAGCAACAUUCAAAAAUGGCAGGACGAAGUUAAAUUGAAAUAUGCGAAACAAGUUCGCACGGUUGACGAACAGAUGAUGGCAAUAGGUGCCUUGCAGGAAGAAAAUCAAAGUUUAAAGCAAGCACUAGCACACGCAGAAUCGCGUGCAAAAGAGCAAGAUGCGCAUUUUCAGCAGGAACAGAAAGCAGCACAGAAAGAAAUGGACGAUAUUCGCCACCAGAUGGAGGCCGAGCGUACUUCCGCCGGAACCGAACUGGACGAGCUGCGAAAGAUGCUCUCCGAAAAGCAGUCCAUUUUGCAGAACAUGGCUAGACAAAUCGAACGCUUGGAGCUGGAAAAACAGGAAUUCGUUGUGGUCAAUUCGAACAAACCGGACAUCAAAGAUAGAGAUGGAUUAGAGUUCAUAACUAAAGAGGAACACGACCGGCAAUUGAAGGUGCUUCAGCGAGAAAUGUCCGUUGUGCUUGCACAGAAUCUUCAGUUUGAGGAUAUGAAAAAACUGUUCAUUGACGAGAUAAACUGUUUGAAAGUAAAUAUGACAGCAGCCGAGGAGUUGCACGCUAAGCACCGUGCGGAAAUACAUCGUAUGACGAAAGAAAUAGAAACAAAGGAUGUUUCACUGGCAGAAAACAUCCGAGAACUGAAGAGCCUUAGUGAACAGGUGGACGUGUUGACAGCCCAGUUGGAUAUUUAUAAAAAUGAUUUCGAAGCCGAGCGCUCGGCCCGAGCAGAACUGGCCAGCGAGAAGGACCGUAUUUUGAGCGAUUUGAAAUUACUGCAAAAACGUAACCAGCAAUUGAUAGAUGAAGUCCAGAAUGGAAGAUCGGCUGAAGAAAGUGCUACCCGUGCAGCAAACGAGUCCCUCGAUAGACGCAAUCCAGCGGAAGUGGUCGCAGGUUCUUCUGCAGGAGGAAACUCUGCUGAAAAACCGAAUGGCAAUGAAGAACAGCUCUUCCAGCGACCAGUCUUGCACUGUCCACUUUGUGACAGUGUUUUUAAAGAUUUGAGCACCCUACAGAAUCAUGUUGAGGAUUGCUAUGGUACGGCAUAAACUUGACAAAACUUUGGAGGGUAAUUUAAAAUGAACCUGUUACAUAUGUAUACAUAUUUUAAAAUUACAUAUUGCACUUUUUCGCAUUCAUAUGCCAAAACUAUAAUAGCAAGUGACACGAGGCACUCUUACGUGGGCCUUUCAUUUUUUCUACGGUUGGUUGCCACGUGCUUAUGAAUAACACUAUAAACUGUGUAAUAAUACACAUUAUUAUUGACCUGUAGAAUCCUUAAUCACUAGACUGAAUAAACUUUGGAUAGAUUUAAAUGCAUCGCAUAGAAAACCUGUUGAAAUAAAUGCGCUCU
Sabethes cyaneus is the source of this 1945-nucleotide messenger RNA. RefSeq names its product NF-kappa-B essential modulator (gene key). Gene Ontology annotation, cellular component: cytoplasm; nucleus. Bases 129 to 1640 code for a protein of 503 amino acids. Gene Ontology annotation, molecular function: K63-linked polyubiquitin modification-dependent protein binding. NCBI's taxonomy places the organism in Eukaryota, Metazoa, Arthropoda, Insecta, Diptera, Culicidae. The record is from RefSeq and is a predicted model, not a curated record. The transcript has 4 exons. Gene Ontology annotation, biological process: regulation of canonical NF-kappaB signal transduction.